Molecule: messenger RNA, 2739 nt
Organism: Acanthosepion pharaonis
Lineage: Eukaryota; Metazoa; Mollusca; Cephalopoda; Sepiida; Sepiidae
Source: the annotation of a GenBank genome assembly
AUGAAACAUGAUAACAGUUCUCACAACGGAAAAAAAACUGUAAAUGAUUUCUCAAAGGACAAAGACAUGAUACGAAAUAUCCGACAAUUCUUAGAAGCAAUUUACCACAAACUGAAGAUCCAUUUGUCAUUGGAUUUACUUUUCACUAAACUGCACAGUCACCAAAACCAUUUACUGCUGCAAAAGAUUAUCCAAAGCAAAGCAUUGGAAGAUGAUGAUAAAAUAUUCUUGGAAAAUUACAUUUCUGAAACAAGGGAAUCAGCUGAUCUCAACAAAGGGAAAGAAGCUUUUUUAUGUUGUGUCUAUCCUCUUUUUGCCAUUAUUUUGCUGUAUAUGUGGUGCCUAUUCAGUCCAUUGUCUGCUAUGGUCUUGAUGAACCCAACCUUUAGCCUCAUGCAAUUCAUGACCAAAUGCUACUUCCUCAUGCUGAUUGGGCUAGUUGCAGUUAUAAUUUGGCAUGUGUUACUCUUCAAGCACAAAGCAUGGCAAGUCAUAGAUUUUCUUCAGCUAGCAGAAACCUCAAUCACACUACAGAAAAAGUCUUUGCGCCUUAUUCAAGAAGUUGAACUUGUGAGAAAAGGAUUUACUUUAGUGAGCUCUCAAAUUUCCAUAUCAAAAGCUGAAAAUUCAUUGCCUGUCAGUCACCGACUCUGCCCUGAACUUCGACGUUUACUCUUCUUGGCCUCACGUUCAAAUAUGCUGUCUUCUCGCAAAUCAACGAGCUUGCUUUUGGAAUAUUAUCCUUUGAUUGAUGAGGUAGAUAAGGCCUCCACUUACCUUGCCAACAUUCCUUUACAAGAUUAUGGACCAAGCUUACAGGAAGUUGAAGAUGAUGAUGAGUCAAAAGAGAAGCUCAGUCAAUUAACUGAUGACUUCUCUGUCACUGCCCUCAAGGCUAUGCUUUACCUUUAUAGCAUGCAACAAUCAGAAUUUGUCCGUCGUCUCGCUCUCUGCUUCUGUGUAAACGCCCAACCUGAGGCUCAAAGAGGAAAGGUGGAUUCAUCACUUUGCCAAUUAAUUGUAAAUCUUAACAAACGGCUGUUACUUGAGUCUAUGAAACUUGGAAAUAGCUAUGAGUUCCACCGUAGCAGUUUCCAGGAAAGAGAUGCCAAAAGUUCUCCAGUUAAUCAGAAACAGGCCAUGUCUUCAGUAUCAGAAUUAUAUAUGGCCAUUCAUAGCCUUGAUCUUCAUCUACGAGCAGCACUACACAGAUCUUUUGCUCUUUCGACUGAACUAGAAAAAUUUUCUGAAGACGAAACCCAACAAAAUUUGGAGAUGAUUGCAGAAGGGGAAAACAUGGAUGAGAAAAUCCAAGAUAAUCUAUCCAAGAAAGAGAAUUUAUGGUAUGAACAGUUGGAAUCAGUCAAAGCAGAACUUGAAGCCUGUCGAGGGUGCUGGGAGGUUGUCUCUUCUCUUUUUAUGCCAUUACAGGUAUUUGAAGACUAUACUGAUCCAGACAAGGAUGAAUUUGAAUGUGAUUAUGUUCAUCUCUCACCUGAAGAAAGGGAAAAAAGACAGCAGGAUCGAGAAGAAUCGCGUCGGAUGAUGUUUGAGUUGCGAAAUGUGAUUGCAGUUCGAGCAACUGACAUGGAACGUCGUGAAGAAAUUGCCGUCAAGCGAAAUCAAAUGCAAAAAGAUGACACAAUUUGUGCUUCUACUCAUUCAUCGAGUGAUGCCGAACAGUCAGAUGACAGCCUGCACACUGAUAGUCUUCAAAGUGAUAGUUUGCAAUCAGACCUCCCAAAUAAAGAUGUUGAUCCAAUGCAGCAAUCGGGUAAUCUAAAUGAAGAUUUGAUUGAUGAAGACCUUUUGGUCUCUGAUGAUGAAUUUUCAACUAGCAAACUGAAAGAGUUUAGCAAUGCUGAAGAUACCAGUGUGAAUAAAAUUUCUUGGAGCAAAAGUCUGUCUUUGAAUCCAGAAGGAGAGCAACAAGAAACGACACCAUUUUUUCUUCAUCAGUCUGUGGAUCGUGUCGAAUCAGAUCGUCUCAGUGAUCUGCAUCUGCGAAAUUUACUCUUCUCACCAGCAAGUGAUACAACUGAUACGGAAAGCAUGAAAACAGAUUCUCUGCAGGAAAAGUCCAAGAGUGACCAAACAAAUUCCAUUAGCGAGUCCGAUAAGAGUCUGGCAUCUCUCAACAAUAGCAGCACAGAUCAGGAAAACAACAGCAGUCACCCACUUUCAAAGCAGAAUGAAUUCAAAUUGUCUAAUGAUAGCAGCCAGAUUCCUUCAGAUCAAUCUUUCAGUUUCAGCUUUAUCCUCCACCCAGAAAAAGAAAAUUCUUCUAGGACCAAUUCCAGAAGCCCCUCUUUGACUCCUACCCACCGUGCUAAUAGCAACCACAUUAACAACAAUGCCUCCAUCAGCACCUCUCUUCCAAAUACUGAUUCCACCUCAUCUACACAGAGUAGUGGCUUUUUCUUGCACACUACCAACAAUGAUGAUGACAGCAACAGCAGCCCCCUACCAAAACGUUCCUUGCAAGGUACUAACCUUAUGGAUCUGCAAGAACGUUGGGCAGCAAACAGUGGGAGUCCAGGGCUUUCAUUAACCCGUAACAUUGCAGCUAUGGCUUCAGCCCGAUGCAAAGAACAGCUCAACUUGAAUAUUCAGACGUUUGGGGAUGAAGAAGAGACAUUUGGAGAUGAUAGUUUUGAUGAAGAUGAUGCUAAAGGAUCGGCAGAUGAUGAAAAAGAAUUAAGUGAAGCUGACGUUCAGAAUAAGGUUGAAAAAAAUUGA